Molecule: messenger RNA, 2144 nt
Organism: Dendronephthya gigantea
Lineage: Eukaryota; Metazoa; Cnidaria; Anthozoa; Malacalcyonacea; Nephtheidae
Product: guanine nucleotide-binding protein G(o) subunit alpha-like
Exons: 8
Coding region: 146-1231 (361 amino acids)
Biological process (GO): adenylate cyclase-modulating G protein-coupled receptor signaling pathway
Cellular component (GO): heterotrimeric G-protein complex
Molecular function (GO): G-protein beta/gamma-subunit complex binding; GTP binding; GTPase activity
Source: RefSeq, a predicted model, not a curated record
UCAACCAGAUUCGUCUGUUGUUUGUCGUUUGCUAUGCGAUUCAAUUCAGGCAAUGGUGGUUCAAUUCGUGCUAAAAAUGUGACAGGUUUGGGGUUAUUGGAAUGCUCGUAGGAUAUGUAAGUUCAAUCAAAAGUUUUGUAUUCAAAUGAAGGACUGCCUAAACAGUAUGGGUUGUGGGAUGAGUGCUGAAGCUCGGGCCGCCAGAGCACACAGCAAGGCCAUCGAUCGAGAGCUAAGGCAGGAUCGAAUCAAAACCGAAAAAGAUGUGAAACUGUUACUACUAGGUGCUGGAAACUCGGGCAAAAGCACAAUCGUAAAGCAAAUGAAAAUUAUUCACGACAAUGGUUUUUCACCUGAGGACUACAUGUACUAUAAGCCACUGAUAAACAGCAACAUUAUAACCUGUAUGAUGCAAAUCAUCCGUGGUAUGGAUAAGCUUAAAAUUGAAUUCGACGACGAACGAAGACUUACGGAUGCCAAACUCAUUUUUGAAUUGGUGGCGAGGAAUCAGGAACGAGAACCGUUUUAUCCUGAGCUUACAGAAGCAUUAAAACGUCUUUGGGAGGAUGAAGGAGUUAGACAUUGUUUUGAACGAUCCAGAGCCUAUCAGCUCAAUGAUUCAGCAGAAUACUACCUGGAGUCUUUGGAAAGAAUUGGGAGCAGUAAUUACAGUCCAACACAAGAAGAUCUCUUGAGAGUUAGAAACAAAACUACUGGAAUUGUGGAGAUUGAAUUUCAUUUUAAAAGACUUCAUUUUAAAUUAUGUGAUGUUGGGGGUCAAAGAACGGAAAGAAGAAAGUGGAUACAUUGUUUUGAUGAUGUUACAGCGAUAAUAUUUGUUGCAGCAUUAAAUGAAUACGAUAUGAUGCUGGAGGAGGAUGAAACUACGAAUCGCAUGACGGAGAGCCUUAACCUGUUUGAUUCCAUUGUGAACAACGAUUUCUUCGCAAAUACAUCGAUGAUUCUUUUCUUAAACAAGAAAGAUUUGUUUGAAAAAAAGAUCGUGUUUUCGCCUAUCACAGAAUGUUUUAAAGGUUACUCUGGAGAUCAUAGCUUUGAGGACACGUGCAACUACAUUCAGAAGAAUUUCGAAAACAAGAAUCUUAACGAUCGAAAAGAAAUUUACGUCCACAGAACAUGUGCGACAGACACAAAAAAUAUUGACGUUGUUUUCAACGCGGUAACGGACACAAUUAUUGCAAAGAAUUUGAUGAGAUGUGGCUUAUACUGAACAUCAUAACUCUUGCUAUAUAUUUGUACCGUCAGGAGAGAACCAUCGUUUCUUCCUUGGCGGUUCCUUGGUUGAUUUAUGAACCGAAUUUUUAUCGUUUAUCGUUGAUUUUCGACGCGCGGUUUCUUUUGUGAAAACGAAAUAGAAAUGGAUGAUAUAUUUUGGGGUUUUAAAAGUGUGGCAGUGGUGAAAGAGAAGAUGCUGUAUCAUUUCAAAAUUGGACGGUCAGGAAAUUUUAAAUCAGCAUUAUAUUUUGAUGUUCCUAAAUCUAAUUAUUUUACCUCCAUUUGAGGAAACAUUCUUCCAUCAACAAACGUCCAUAAAAUUGUAUAGUUUUGGGCUUCGUUUCAUAAACGGACUUGUCAGUAACUGUUUUUUUUGCCAUCAUUAGUGACGUAUUUUACCAGAGGGUGGUUGGCCGUUAAACCCGGGGUUAAGUGCAAAUGCACGCUGUUAAAAAACCACGCACCCUCCGGGUAAUUUUAGGUGUAACUUGCAGGGUAAUUUCUGCCUAGAUGUCAGUAAACAAGAACAGUGAACAUUACAUGAUUUUACUUUACUGCAGUCGUUUAAUGUUUCUCUCAAUUUCAUUGCUUGGUCGUAUCACUGAAAUUCAAAAGAAAUUGCAUUUCAAGAUGCACCAAAAAUUACCUCGCUUCAUAAAUAUGUCACUUAAUUUAAUCAAACGGUAUGAACUGUCCAAGUAUAAUAAUUUUAGUCUCUAACAGUAGUUCGUUUUUAAUAAUACCAGAAUAUGCGGUUAUCUUGUAUUUAUUUUUAAUAGUCUUCUACGAAAACAGGAAUUUUCGUCAUGGUUGAUCCAUAUAUAGCUUUUAUUCUUUGCCAUCUAAAUAUACCGUUACGUACCCGAUGCGAGCCUUUCCCCACUCCUCUCGCCUUUCCCCCACCCCUC